Molecule: messenger RNA, 3262 nt
Organism: Labeo rohita (rohu)
Lineage: Eukaryota; Metazoa; Chordata; Actinopteri; Cypriniformes; Cyprinidae
Gene: mospd1
Product: motile sperm domain containing 1
Exons: 6
Coding region: 2144-2800 (218 amino acids)
Cellular component (GO): cytoplasm
Source: RefSeq, a predicted model, not a curated record
AUAUACCUACUUCUUUAAAUAACAACGUUGAAUAACGUAAUAUUAAACGCUGUGUUAUCUCGAUUUUACUAUAUUGUUAUGCUAGCAUGAUUAUAGGUUAAGCAUAUCAGCAAUACGUCAACAUCCAGUACAUCUAGUGAACAGUAUUGAACAUCACGUCUAUUGAAUUAUUUUAACCAGUAUCGAUAUUUGCAGACGGAGCGUCUUAUUAAGUGGCUAGUUACGGUUGAGAGCUGAAAUGACAGCGUUUGCUAAUCAUAUUUCAGGCAGACAUCUUUUUUUUAAUAUAACGUUAGUUUAACAUUCGACAUCCGAACAUAUUGUAAGUAAGGAAUAUUUUACAUCACACGACUUGAGGUCGCAAAUUUGACGCUUUAAUGUGUUGGUUUAUUAUAAUAUAUGAAUGUCAUGGUACGUAUAGCGAUUUCUGCUAAUAGUCAGCAAAACACAAUAGCCUUGACGAGGACAAAAGCUCCGUCAGGAUGUUAUUGGAUCUGCUGGAGACAUUCUCUAGCUAGACAUCAGUCAUUCGACGGGGAGUAUUUGAGUAUUAUACAAUGGACACUUACAGAUUAUUUUUCUUAAAUGCUUGUUAGGAGUAUUUAUCUGACAUUGGGAAAACCCAGUGAAAUUCAUCUCUAGACUGACAUUUGAGAGCAGACAUCCUUGUAUCUGCCAGCUGUCAUCUUGUGUCAUUGACCUCACUAGUAUGAUGUUAGACGGUUAAGUUUGACGUUAUUUAUUUAUUGCUUUAGCCCGUAUUGCGAAAUCCUUGAGUUUUAGACGAAUUCAGUAAACAUGGUCACAUGACUAGCCACGUGGAGGCAGGAGCUUGUUUUUUUAGAGAUCUUGGCCAUCAUCCAUUAGUCAUUAUUGACACCAUUAUUAGAUUAUAUUGACACGUGCCUUGCAGUUUUCUUUGUCUUUCGUUUUAUUUACAAGCGCAUUUAUAUUGGCACCUAAAUUCUAAAGUAUUUUUAUAUAAACAACAGCUUUUGUUCAUGCUUGUGUUUAAUUCACUUUUCUGAAGCAUCCCUUGAUUAUUCCUGAUGCUAAAAAUAAGUCUGGGAGAAACUGUGGUUACUGAUUUAUUCAUGUAAUUUCUUAUUUAUUUAAACAUCCUGUUGCAGUAGUUCUCAGCUGUUUUUGUUUUAGGACAGAUUUUGUCAAGUUGCCCAGCACUGUACAAGUUGUUUAUUGUACAAGAUGUUUUUCAAAUCGAACAUUAGAUUUACUAAUAUUACUAUUAACUUCAAAGGCAUGACAAUGUGUUAUAUAACAGUAUGAGACAAUAAAUAAUCUAUAAUAAAUCUAACUUUGUUUUCUAAUUAAGUUCUGAAUUCUGAUCAACAGCUUAUAAUGCACAGUAAAACUGUUUAUCCUUUUUGCGAGAGCAAAAGCUUUUCGUUUCAUGUGUUUACUUCACUUUUCUGAAGCAUACUUUUAUUAUUUUCAUGCCACAAAUAAAUCUGAGAGAAACCAUUUUUUACUUAGACUUACUCAUGCUGUCAGAUGUAAUUUAUUGAAACCUCCUGUUGCGUUAGUCUGCAGCUGGUUUUGUUUUAGGAUUUUAUGUCAGUUUGCCCAGCACUGUACUAAAGAUGUUUAUUGUACAAAAAAAUGUCUUUCAGAUUAAAUAUUGACACAAACGGCAUAAGCCUUACAACAUAAUAAAUGAUUAACAUGACACAAUGAAUAGGAUAAUUGAUCAUUUUGGUUUCUAAAGUCUGAUCAUGUAAACAACAACUGAUAAUUCAUUUUUUAAAAAAAGUUAUUUAGGCUUAAGUGCUUGUCAAACAGUCUGUUCUUGUUGGUAUCUGUCUAGUUUGGCUGCUUAUGCCAAGUUGACAGAUGAAUCUGUGCCAAAAUACAUUUACAGUUUGACAGAACGUGCAGCCUUUGACGUCAAGGCUGAUAUGGGAAGUGUUUUCUCCUCCUUUGUGUUAUCUUAGCUGUGCACAAUUAUAUAAUUAGUUGAAUUUCUUUAUUUGCAUUUAGCAUUUAACAGACCCACCAUAGGUGAACGUCAUGCUGCCAAAGAGCUGAACUGUCUGCAUUAAGAACUGGAUCUCUGCGCCGUUUCAGCUCAGAAACGGAGUGGGAAUACGAAAAAGGGAGGAGGACGUGAGCUCAGUUGGAGCCAAUGCAGCAGCAGAGUCGGCAGCCUGACCUAGUGGAGGGAAGCCUUCCAGUGUUUGUGUUCCCCACCGAGCUGGUGUUCUACGCAGAUGAGCAGGCUUCACAUAAGCAGGUGCUCACCCUCUACAACCCGUAUGAGUUUGCUCUUAAAUUCAAAGUUUUGUGCACAGCGCCAAACAAGUAUGCCGUGGUGGAUGCCACUGGUGCUGUUAAACCGCAAUGUUGCGUGGAUAUCGUGAUCCGCCAUAGGGAUGUGCGGGCCUGUCAUUACGGGGUGAUUGAUAAGUUCCGGCUGCAGGUGUCUGAGCAGAGUCAGAGGAAGGCUUUGGGCAGGAAGGAAGUGAUGGCCACUCUGCUGCCCUCCGCCGCUCAGGAGCAGCCCCAGGUCCGGCCCCAGGAAGAGGAGCGCAGGAUGAAGGAGCAGCUUGCUGACAGAGUCUUCUUUGAGCAGACUGCAUUCCAGACAGACAGCCGUUCAGCAUCUGGGGGUCCCAGCCUCCUCACUGUCCUUUUAGGCCUGGUGUGUAUGGCGGCCCUUAUGCUCCCAACACUGGGAGAGCAGGAAUCCACAGUGCCUGUCUACCUCCACUUAAGUGUUAACAAGAAACUUGUAGCUGCUUAUGUUUUAGGUCUUCUUACAAUGGUUAUUCUGCGCACUUGAAGUGUUCUCGAAAACGAUCUUGCUGAAAGGAACUUUGAUGAUGAAGAGGGGAGAUAUGGACAUUAACACAGCCGGGAGGGUUGUGAGGAUGGAGGGGAAGCACGUUUGAGAAACUCCCUAUAAACAGGAACUAACUUCUUAAAUGAUCAUCGCAAACUCACAGACACAAUGAAGAUCCAUGGGCGAGGGGAGGGGAGUGCUCUGUGUUUACAGGCCGAAAACUGACUGAGCUGGCAUUGAAUCCAGCUAACUAUUAUGUUAAGUGGGAGGGGGUGUAGAGGAACAUGAAUACAUUAAAUUAAAUGUGUUGUUAUACGUCAUAUUCGGUGUCUGUGGAUUUUUGUUGCUUAUUUCAAGACUGAAAAUGGCUUUUUUUGUUCUGAUGUUUGUCCACUGCUUAAAUCUUGUGCACAGUAAUCUAUAGAUGCCACAUCAAAUAAAGAAAACUGAUUGUUAAAAGCA